This is a messenger RNA of Achroia grisella, 1882 nucleotides long. Its product is annotated as leucine-rich repeat flightless-interacting protein 2. The record is from RefSeq and is a predicted model, not a curated record. Gene Ontology annotation, biological process: regulation of DNA-templated transcription. Bases 475 to 1824 code for a protein of 449 amino acids. NCBI's taxonomy places the organism in Eukaryota, Metazoa, Arthropoda, Insecta, Lepidoptera, Pyralidae. The transcript has 8 exons.
GUACCCCGCCCGAAGAUUCACCGGGCAUCACCUUUCAACUUUUAUCUUACGCAAAGUUGUAUGCAUUCAGUUCUACUCGGUGUCUCUUUAAGUUAUCACGUGUGAUAUCGAUUUAAAACUAAUUAAAAUUCCAUACAUUGCUACCAGUAAAAGUUUCAAUCGGUGAUGUGAUGUGCUAAGUGAGUUUUGUCCAUGCGACAUUGGCAUUCGACUUAUGAAGAAUUCUUAACAGCCAUUAAAAAUAGCACGUGCGUUGUUUCGCCGUGUGCUGACUUGGGCACGUUGGUGCAUAAUCCCCGACGGCCGCUCAACCGGCUUCGGUGACAUAUUGCCGCGUGAAAGUGCGUGAGACUGCAUCGAUCUAAAAUAGACGUUUUUAUUUAUGAACAAUGCGCCUCUAGACACUUCCUAGUGACAGUGUAUGAAAUAUGCUCGUGUAGAUAACUCUUGGGUGUUUGUGUCGCUUGCUCUACAAUGGUGCGACUUGGACUGGCAAUGGUGGUGGGUGUGGCCCCAGCUUUGGUGUCGUGGUGGCGCGGCCAUGGUUCGUGGUUGCCAGCACCGCUCGUGGUGACGUCACCUCCCUCGGAGAAAAUCCCGAAGUGGCCACCACGCCGGUCUCCUUCGCUCUCCGAUUGCCUCGAAAGCAGUAGUGAUGAAGAAUCAGCUCGAUCUAUUGUCUGCCUAGUUAGACCUAAACUAGCCGAGCAGCGGUUGGCGGCGCGGCGGGCGGCACGUGCGGAGGCUCGAGAGAUACGCAUGCGCGAGCUUGAAAGGCAACAGCGAGAACAAGAGGACCAUGCAGACAAAGCAUAUGACAUGUAUGCAGAGACGGUGGGCCGACGCGGCGGUACCAGGCUUGCGGCACUCAGUCCUUCUAUACACUCACCACGACGGAGUUCAGAAGACUCGGCCGAUGACGCGUUCAGCAUCAAAGAUCUUAGGCACGAGUUGAAAGAAGUGGAGGAGAAGUUCCGUAAGGCGAUGAUAUUGAAUGCCCAGUUGGACAACGACAAGGCGGCGCUCGGGUACCAGCUCGAGCUGCUCAAGGACAGGAUAGAGGAACUGCACGAAGAAUAUGCGCAGUUACAGCGGGAGCACAAAGAGAAGUGUUCAGCCCACGAGCGUUUAAAGCGUGAGCACCUGUCGCUGGAGCGCGAGGUGGCAGCGGCGCGUGACGCUGUUAGGGCAAGAGACGCGGCCGCUGCAGCCGCUGGGUUCGCGUUCGUGGACGCCGCUACCCUCCCCGAGACACCCACCACGCCCACCACACCCGCCACGCCCGUCACAACCGCCACACCGAGCUUCGGCUCGGUGCCGCCGCUCGCGCUCGUCUCCCACCAGUCCGAGCAGCUGCUCAAUGACGCGGGAGAAGGCACCCUCGAUGUGCGGUUGCAAAAGCUGCUUGCGGGCAAGCAAUCUCUGGAGUCGGAAGUGCGGAAGUUGAAAUUGCAACUGAAUGAAGAACGCGCCGCCAGGCAAAACGGCGUGGCCAACCACCAUGAUCAGGAGUACGAGAAUGAGCUGGAGGCGGUGCGACGAAGCGCAGCGGAGGCGAAGGCGCGAGCGGCGAGGGCGGAGGCCGAGGCGGCGCUGCAGGCCGCCGCCGCCGCCAGGCUCGAGGCGCAGCUGCAGCGGCUGCGGGCCCGCCAGGACCACCAGGACGAGCACGAGGAGCAGCUCAAGCAGGAGCGGCGCCGCCUGCAGCGGGAGGCGCGAGAGGCUCUCAACCGUGUCGAAGAGUUGGAAACAGAGAACAGCCAUUUGACGAAACGGCUCGACAAACUCAAGAAUGCGAAGUCAGCACUACUCAAGGACCUGUGACAUUGACAUGCAACAUGCAACGCCUACAACUAAACAGACCGCAAUAUAACGCAGCGGA